AUGGGGUCUGCAGAAUUACCGUCGGAGUUGAUCUUCGAGAUUCUAAGCCGAACGUCGUUGGAAACCCUAGAACGAUGCAAGGCGGUUUCAAAGAGUUGGAAACAGAUUAUUUACGAGCCUUCUUUUCUCCCUCUCCACUGCCAAAGAACCAAUUCCCUCUUCGGCUAUUUCUUCCAAGACGUCAGACGCAUUGCUAAAUUUCCAUCGGCGUUGGUAUCCUGCGCCCCCGGCGCCGCCGCUGCCGCAGCCAUCAAAGUAACUUGGCCGUGCGACGACAUGGAGAUCCUAGCCUCGUGCGAUCAAGGGAUUCUUUGCUGCCAGAGACGAAUAUGCUACAACAAGCGAUUCUACGCUUGCAAGCCCGCCACCAGCCAGUGGCAGGCUCUGCCCAAUCCCAAGCUCCGCUACGAGACCGACGCUGUCGCCAUCGUCGUCGUCCGAUCCACCCCUCUCCGCUACAUCAUUGCUCGAUUGUACCACUCCGAGACGAUGCAGCAUCACUGUGAGAUAUUCGAUUCGGAGACGUGGGCGUGGGAGAAGAUCGAGUGCGCGGCUCCCUACGGCGAGAUCAUAGAAUAUUGCCGCCGCGCCGUCACCACGGCCGGCCGAUUUUUCCACUGGCUCACCGUCAACGGCAACGUGCUGACGCUGGACGUGAAGAGGAGGAGCUUCCGGUGUUCCCCGCUGCUGCAGUGCGACCCCGCCUGCAAGUGGAAGGAGCUAGUGGAGUAUGAGGGAGAGCUAGGGUUUGCGCGCAUGGUCGAGGACGGAGACAGGAGAGAGAUGGAGGUGUGGGUGGGGGCGGAGAGGAAGGUGGUGGUGGACAUGAGAGGUAUUGAAAGAGCUCUGAAGCAUGCGCAGCCGGUGGAGUUGUGCAGCAGCACUGUAGUUUUCUUGAGGUCCGCGGACGGAGGAGGGUUUUAUAAUAUUCAAAACGGCAGUUUUAGUAGAGUGGAGGUUCCUAAUGAGCUCAGAAAUCCGAAACAAGUUUUCCGGUUUAGAUCGGAUGGGGAGAUUAUUGAUCUUAAAGGUGGUCCACGGCGUGCGUUCGAACCGAAUAGUCCAACACCCGAUAAGAUUAUUUCAAGUGGGUUGAUCCGAAUGACAUCGCUAGCUAUGUUAUUUUUGUUCUUAGGUUUUUCAACCAUUAGUCAUUAG
This is a messenger RNA of Salvia miltiorrhiza (redroot sage), 1158 nucleotides long. Its product is annotated as F-box protein At5g49610-like. The transcript has 2 exons. Gene Ontology annotation, molecular function: protein binding. NCBI's taxonomy places the organism in Eukaryota, Viridiplantae, Streptophyta, Magnoliopsida, Lamiales, Lamiaceae. The record is from RefSeq and is a predicted model, not a curated record. The coding region runs from base 1 to 1158 and encodes 385 amino acids.